Drepanopeziza brunnea f. sp. 'multigermtubi' MB_m1 is the source of this 555-nucleotide messenger RNA. RefSeq lists its product as uncharacterized. NCBI's taxonomy places the organism in Eukaryota, Fungi, Ascomycota, Leotiomycetes, Helotiales, Drepanopezizaceae. The record is from RefSeq and is a predicted model, not a curated record.
AUGUCGUCGGUUUUAAGCGAAAAUUGCACAUCGCCGGGCUUCCACUCGAACAUGAGCAGCAGUUUCUCAACCUCGCCUUCGCCAUCCCCACCACAGUCACAACCCCCGUCGCCGAGUCCCAGUCCACCGCCGACUAUCCACAACCGCCGCACCCUCUCCUCGCGCACAGCCAGCGACAAUCACUCUUCACGGCGCAGCCCGCCGCCUCCUGCCCUCCCCGGCCUAGGCCUCCCCGCCUCGCCAUUCGCAGCAGCAAACACCAAUGUCACAAACACGCACUCAAAUCCAGGUGAAAGCUCGCACCCGAAUUCAAGGAGCGCAGCAGCGCCAAUCUUCGUCCCGCAGCGAGGGGAAUCAGACGCCGAGUGCUGGGAGAAGAUGGUAGCGCUGCAGCGAGAGUACCACUGCUACAACUCGGCGCGGUUGGAGGCCGCAGUCGAGGCGCUGGAGCGCGGGUGCAUGAUUGAGGAGGUGCCUAUGCCUUCGAGGUUUUGCUUGGACCUGCUGAAUGAGGGCUUACAGGCGCAGAUCGAGUCCGAGUCUGAGUCUUGGUAG